AUGUCAUUGCUGAUCGCGAUGUGUCGAUCCUCAUUGACUUCGUCUGUUCAGUCUGAUCAAGAGCCUCUUCUCAAAGCCCUCCUCAAAGAAGUCGAGGACUGGCUCGAAAACAAUCCAUCUACAAAUGGCUCAAAGGGUUUUCCUGCUACGUUGGAUUGGCUUAUGACCAUUUAUUACAUCAUUCCCCUCAAUAAACGGGUCAAACUGAGCCUUCCCUCAUCGAACCCCCCAUCAUCUCCUCUACAACACCUCCAUAGCGGUCCUCAACCAGAUCCCUUCAUCGCAAAACAUUAG
Suillus subalutaceus is the source of this 294-nucleotide messenger RNA. RefSeq lists its product as uncharacterized. The record is from RefSeq and is a predicted model, not a curated record. The coding region runs from base 1 to 294 and encodes 97 amino acids. NCBI's taxonomy places the organism in Eukaryota, Fungi, Basidiomycota, Agaricomycetes, Boletales, Suillaceae. The transcript is spliced from 3 exons.